Quercus lobata is the source of this 552-nucleotide messenger RNA. RefSeq lists its product as uncharacterized. The coding region runs from base 1 to 552 and encodes 183 amino acids. NCBI's taxonomy places the organism in Eukaryota, Viridiplantae, Streptophyta, Magnoliopsida, Fagales, Fagaceae. The record is from RefSeq and is a predicted model, not a curated record. The transcript has a single exon.
AUGUACUGGUGGUUCAAAACUAUUCUUAUCAACCUCCAGAAUCAAUUAUCUGAGGAGUAUAAUCUUAUUCUUCAAAUGGAGGAGGAAAUCUGGGCAAAGAAACCAAGAACAAAUUGGAUCAUUUUAGGGGAAAGGAAUACUUCCUACUUUCACAUGUCAACACUUGCUUGGAGAAGUAAAAAUAAAAUCACCAGCAUUCAAAAUGGUGAUGGGGAAUGGGUGCAUAAUGUUGAAGAAGUUAAGGAUAUUUUCACUUCAAGCUUCAUUAAGCUAUACCAAACUAAGCAAAUUUUUUGUAAUAUUACCCCGCAAUGGAAUACUGAAUGGGGUGCUAAACUUAGUCUUGAAGAAGUAAGAGGGUUGUCUCAUAUCCCUUCUGAUAAGGAAAUAUGGACUACAUUGAAGCCUAUGAAACCGUAUAAAGCCCCUGGGGUUGAUGGCCUUCAUGCAAGGUUUUUUUUUCAGAGAUUCAGGCUUAUAAUUGGAGAUUCAAUUAAAAGAGAAGUCAAGGAAGCUUUCACAAGCCAAAAAGUUCCUGAGUAUCUCAAUUAG